AUAAAUUUAAAAAUGGAGAAGUUGUUGCUCAAUUAAAACAUUCCAUCGUUGGAUCUCAAAAGCAAACCAGUAGUUGAGUACUUUUUGGCCUUCUCUUAUGUAAAAAAAAAAGGAUAUAUAGGGAAGAGCAAAUAUGGAGUUUUCCUCUGUUGAUCUUACCUUUUUCCUGCUGUAUAUUCAUUCCCCCCCUCCUCUCCUUCCUUAUUUGUUGUUUGCCAUUUUUGUUUUCAAAGGUGGAAAGAACUAUUCUGCAGCUAUUGGGUCGUUUUACAAAGAUAAUUAGUUUAUCGGUCUAGUCUCUAUAAAGAGAA
Phytomonas sp. Hart1 is the source of this 311-nucleotide messenger RNA. The record is from the annotation of a GenBank genome assembly. NCBI's taxonomy places the organism in Eukaryota, Euglenozoa, Kinetoplastea, Trypanosomatida, Trypanosomatidae.